Chelonus insularis is the source of this 1665-nucleotide messenger RNA. RefSeq names its product sodium channel protein Nach-like. The record is from RefSeq and is a predicted model, not a curated record. Gene Ontology annotation, biological process: sodium ion transmembrane transport. Gene Ontology annotation, cellular component: plasma membrane. Lineage: Eukaryota; Metazoa; Arthropoda; Insecta; Hymenoptera; Braconidae. Bases 122 to 1519 code for a protein of 465 amino acids. Gene Ontology annotation, molecular function: ligand-gated sodium channel activity. The transcript has 6 exons.
UAAUAAAUAAUAAAUAAUUUUGCAUGUUUUAAAUCAGAUUGAAAAAAAUCAUGUAACAUUGAGUAAGAGUUCACAGUUGAAUAAUUGAAAGAUGUCAGGAUAGUUUUUUUGUAGAAAUAAUAUGAAAACAACUAACAAAGUGGAAAAUAAUAAUAUAGCGUGGGAGAAAAUGGUUACUUCAGAUGAUAAGUUAAAAACAAUUAAAAAAAAAGCAAAGAAAUGUUGGAAUCCCUUAAAAAGAUACAUGGCAAAUUCAAGUCUUCACGGUGUUCCAUUCCUCGUUGAAGAUGGUCGACAUUGGACUGAAAUACUUUUUUGGUUAGUAGCAUGUGCUUUGAGUUGGUACGGUUGUGGAACAACUGUUGCUGACACAAUAACUGACUUUCUUACAAGAAAAACUGCAAUUACGAUGGAUACUAAUUAUUUAAACUGGGAAGCAACUUUUCCUGCAAUACAUUUUUGCUUUGGAUUUACUGUUAGGGCAAAGGAAUACAGUGCAAAAGUUACAAAUACUCCUGUCCGAAAAGCAGGAACAAUGUCUCGACUGAGUCAAUGGGUUAAAUUAGGAUAUGAUGAAAGCAUUCAGUAUCCAGUAAGUUCAGAAGAUUAUGUGAACAUUAGAAAAAACUAUGUUCCUAAUUGUGAUGAUAUUUUUGGUGUAUGUAAAUGGAAUGGUGAACCUAUUGAUUGUUGCAAAAUAUUUUUUCCCCUACAUUCCAAUCUGGGAGGAUGUCUUUCAUUUAAUAGCAUACAUGCAGGAAAACCAACAGAUCCAAAUCUUCCAAAAUUUAUUAUGACUCAUCAACAACCGUAUGGAAGAUUAACGAUUUUUCUAAAUAAUACUAAUUUUUGGGUUCCAUCACGCAGCUUUCUAAAUACUUUACUUACGGAUCCAUUAGAAUAUCCAACUCAAACUGGAGGCCGAGAAACAUUCUUAUCAGCUCAGUGGAAUCAUCCAAAACCUAGAGUUUGGGAUAUAACUCAAAUACCUACAUUUAACGAUGAUGGAGUAAUUUCAGCUUUGAUGAGUGAACGAAGAUGUAGACUGUCUAAAGAAACUGAGGGACUGUUCCUUCUGAAACAUUACAAUUAUCAAGGAUGCAUGAUGGAAGCUCAAAUGGACAAAUUUUAUGAAUUUUGUGGUUGCGUUGGUCAUGUUUAUCCAGCUUCCAAUAAAUAUCGAACGUGUAAUCAAACAGAAUUAACUAAUUGUAUAACUGGUGUAAGAGAAGAUAUAGUGAAUGCUAAAAAUAGCGAAUGUUUACCUGAUUGUGAACAAACAAGAAUUUUAUCUUUUGAAAAUAGUAUCGAAGAUUUUGAUACUCCAGAAUGGGCUGUUGUUAAAUUAGAAUUUAACUUGUUACCAGGGCCUACGGUUCGGUAUUAUCGAUAUACUGUAGUUUCAUUGUUAGAUGUUAUUGUUACGGUUGGAGGUACUUUGGGUCUUUUCGUAGGUGCAAGUGUCCUCAGUCUUGUCGAAAUUCCUUAUUGGUUCUUCCUUCGCAAUGAUGAUGAUUAAUUCAAUCUUAAAUUAUAACAUUGUUUGCACGGCACUUAAUACAAUUUUUUAAAUGUUUGCCACACUUUCUUCUAAAUUAGAAAAUAAAUAGAAUAUAUAUAUAUAGUGUUGAUAAAUUUAAUUCAAUAAAACAAAAAAAAUAUUGU